AUGAACUUCAACGACGUCGCCGCCACCGCCGCCGCCGCUGCCAACCCUGCCGGUCUGGCCGCUCCACCUGUCCCCGAGACCGAGAACAUUCACGGUGAAGGGCCGAGCCCGGCAAACCCGGAAAUCGCACUCCCCCCGCCUGCUGUGCUUCCACCACAGCAGCUCGCCGACCAUGACCUAGCCGUGCAACCCCCCGCUGGUGCCAACCCUCCGGCCCAGAACGGCAACCUCGAGGCCAACAAGCAGCUCGACGGUCGAGCCGUCGCUCGCAAGCACUUCCUUUCUAUUGCCAGCGCUGGGAUUGUCUGCAUCUUGCUAACCGGAGGAGCAAUGAAGGCGGCCGGCUGCACUUACGAUGAUAUUAAGUGGCCCGUUACUAUCGAGGUCACGCUCGUUACGGCGCUCUUGAGCCCCCUUAUCCCCAAGUGCAUCAUUGCCGCCUAG
Neoarthrinium moseri is the source of this 444-nucleotide messenger RNA. RefSeq lists its product as uncharacterized. The record is from RefSeq and is a predicted model, not a curated record. The transcript is spliced from 4 exons. The coding region runs from base 1 to 444 and encodes 147 amino acids. NCBI's taxonomy places the organism in Eukaryota, Fungi, Ascomycota, Sordariomycetes, Amphisphaeriales, Apiosporaceae.